AUGGAAGAUUCAGGUCCUAGUACAGUGAAUUCACUACUAGAAACUGAAGAAUUAGGCCAUAGUGUUAAAAUCUAUCAACAAAAAGGUGGUCACAGAGGUUGGAAAUGCAAUUAUUGUAGUGAAAAAAAUUUAUGUGCAUCAGAUUUGAAUAUGAAUACACAUUUAGCUUUAACUUGUCAAAAAGUUCCACUUAAUGUCAAGCAAGAUUGUUUACAAAAUUUUCUAGCACCAAAUAAAAGAAAAAAGAUCGAACAUGAUAUUGCUAGUGGUUUACAACCACAGCCACCUGAUAGAAAAGCUUUGAGCAAUAAUUGGCUUAAUUAUGAAACAACACAUAUUACAAUUAUGAUUAAAAAAGAGCUUCAAAAUGAAGAGAAUCUUACAUUAGCCUUGGAUAGUUGGACAAGUAAUCGUGAAUAUUUUUAUUUUGCUUUUAUAAUUAUUACAUCUGAUAAAAAGCAAUAUGUAUAUUCAAUUAAAGAUUAUUCCCGUAAGUCUCAUACUGCAAUAUUUACAGUUGAUGAGAUUGAGAAAGUUUUAGUAGAUAUUGGUAUUAAUAAAUUCAGUGCAGUUGUAUCUGAUGGAGCUUCAGCAAUGUCACUUGCUAAAAAAUAUAUUUUGGAUAAAUAUCCUAAAAUAUUACUAGUUUGA
Messenger RNA from Racocetra persica, 651 nucleotides. The record is from the annotation of a GenBank genome assembly. NCBI's taxonomy places the organism in Eukaryota, Fungi, Glomeromycota, Glomeromycetes, Diversisporales, Gigasporaceae.